Messenger RNA from Pelodiscus sinensis (Chinese soft-shelled turtle), 898 nucleotides. RefSeq names its product proteasome 20S subunit beta 1 (gene PSMB1). The record is from RefSeq and is a predicted model, not a curated record. Gene Ontology annotation, cellular component: cytoplasm; nucleus; proteasome core complex. NCBI's taxonomy places the organism in Eukaryota, Metazoa, Chordata, Testudines, Trionychidae.
UUCCGGUUCCGGCGCCGCCAUUUUGCCGUGAGACAGCAGCCGCCCGCCGGCUCCCAAGCGCGCGCGCCAGGAUGUUGUCCACAGCCGGCUACGCGGAGCCUCGGCCCGGGAUGGGGCAGCAGCUCGGCGGCCCCGCGCAGCACCGGUUCUCCCCCUACACCUUCAACGGCGGCACUGUGCUGGCGAUUGCUGGAGAAGAUUUUUCUAUUGUUGCCUCAGACACACGACUGAGUGAAGGUUACGCAAUUCACAGCAGGGACAGUCCAAAAUGCUAUAAACUAACAGAUCAAACAGUCAUUGGAUGCAGUGGUUUUCAUGGAGAUUGCCUCACGCUUACUAAAAUUAUUGAAGCAAGACUAAAGAUGUACAAGCAUUCCAAUAACAAGACCAUGACUACUGGUGCAAUUGCAGCAAUGCUGUCUACAAUCCUGUAUUCUCGGCGCUUCUUUCCUUAUUACGUUUACAACAUCAUUGGCGGGCUUGAUGAAGAAGGGAAGGGAGCAGUGUAUAGCUUUGACCCAGUUGGUUCAUAUCAGAGAGAUGCCUUCAAAGCUGGUGGUUCAGCAAGUGCCAUGUUACAGCCCCUGCUUGACAACCAGGUUGGCUUCAAGAACAUGCAAAAUGUGGAGCACGUGCCGUUGUCCCUGGAAAAGGCUAUGCAGCUAGUUAAAGAUGUCUUUAUUUCUGCAGCUGAGAGAGAUGUAUACACUGGAGAUUCACUUAAGAUCUGCAUUGUCACAAAAGAUGGUAUUAAGGAGGAAACUAUUCAAUUACGGAAAGACUAAUUCAGAAUACUUGUCAAUUAAAUCUGCAUUAUGUAAUCUAAUUUUUAACUGGUCUGAUUUACUUGUAUUGUGGUGACAUUUGUCUUAUUAAAAGAAUUUAACAAGUUAACAGU